Molecule: messenger RNA, 1909 nt
Organism: Rosa chinensis
Lineage: Eukaryota; Viridiplantae; Streptophyta; Magnoliopsida; Rosales; Rosaceae
Product: cell division cycle 5-like protein
Exons: 1
Coding region: 2-1909 (635 amino acids)
Biological process (GO): mRNA splicing, via spliceosome
Cellular component (GO): spliceosomal complex; Prp19 complex
Source: RefSeq, a predicted model, not a curated record
GAUGAUGAUCCGAGGAGGCCUGUGGAAGAACACUGAGGAUGAGAUCCUGAAGGUGGCAGUCAUGAAAUAUGGAAUCAACGAGUGGGAUCGCAUCUCAACGCUGUUGAAUAGCAAAUCCGCAAAGCAGUGUAAGGCUCGCUGGUUCCAGUGGCUCGAACCCUCAAUCAAGAAGGUCGAGUGGACUCGAGAAGAGGACGAGAAGCUUCUCCAUCUUGCAAAGCUCAUGCCUUCACAGUGGAGAACAAUAGCCAAAAACGUUAAUGGUCGUACUGCAUCUCAAUGCAUUGAGAGGUAUGAGAAGCUUCUCGAUGCAGCAUGUAAUGAUAACUAUGAAGAUCCGAGGAGAUUGAGGGCAGGAGAGAUUGAUCCCAACCCCGAGACCAGGCCGGCUCGCCCGGACCCUGUGGACAUGGAUGAGGAUGAGAAGGAGAUGCUUUCAGAGGCUCGAGCUCGGUUGGCUAACACCAAAGGGAAGAAGGCGAAGAGGAAGGCUAGAGAGGCGCAGCUCGAAGAGGCUAGAAGGAUUGCUUCUCUACAGAAGAGGAGAGAAUUAAAGGCUGCAGGGAUUGAUGAUAAGAGUACUUGGAAUCAGCAGAAGAGGAAAAGGAAUGGAAUAGACUACAAUGCAGAAAUUCCCUUUGAGAAGAAGCCUCCUUUGGGGUUUUAUAAUGUCGGUGAUGAGGACAGAGAAGUAGUAUUGGAGCAGCAUGAUCAGUUUCCCUUGACUAUUGAGGAGCUUGAAGGGAAGAGAAGGGUUGAUGUGGAAGCUGAGCUGAGAAAACAAGAUAUUGCAAAGAACAAAAUUUCCAACAAGUUGAAUAUUGAUGAUUUUUCCAAUGUGGAAACAGUUAGGAAGAGAUCAAAACUUAUGCUUCCUGCACCGCAGAUAUCUGACACUGAAUUGGAGGAGAUUGCUAAGAUGAGCAAUGCAGGUGAUCUUGUUGGUAGCGAGAAUGGAUUCACAGAUGCAAAUUAUUUCGGGGUUACUCAUGCAACUCGUAGAUUUGGCUUAACACCAUCAAAGGGUACUGUCAUUAGGGAUGAACUCCAUAUCAAUGAAGGCAUUGAUAAAGAUGAUGGAGUAAACUUGAAGCAAUUAAAGUGUUCUCAGCGGUUCAGAAUAAAUAACUUGCAUAAGGGUUUAAGCAAUUUGCCAAAACCCAAAAGUGAGUACCAAAUAGUUGUGCAACCAGUCCCAGAAGAUAAUGAAGAAGCGGGACAUCAGGCAUUAGUUACGAAGAAGAGAUCAAAAGUACUGAAUAUGAGAGCAGAUGAGGAUAAGCAUGGCGCGGUAGCUGUUCUUCCUAGUACAAUUGAGCAGGCUGACCAAAUAAUCAGAAAGGAGCUUCUUAGCUUAAAAGAGCAUGAUUGUGCAAAGUAUCCAAUUGAUGAGAAAGUGGUAACUACUUUUGAAGAAGAUGAACUGAGGGAGGCUGAUUCAAUGAUAGUUGAAGAAGCUCAGUAUCCUGGUGAAGCACAAAAAAGCUGCAGUCCUGGUUGUUGUCUAUCAAGCAUUGCUGAAGAUGGGAACCCUGUGGCUUGUUUGCGGAGUGAAUUUGAGAAGGUGCAGAAUGAAUUCGAGAAGGUGAAGAAGAAGGCACAAAUCAUUGAGAACAAGGUUAAAGUUCGUACAGAUGGUUAUGAGAAGCGAGCUAAAGAUGUUCUUUGGCCAAAAAUAGAGGAAACUUUCAAGCAAAUGGACACAGCCACAAAAGAACUUGAGUGCUUCCAAGCUUUACAGAAGCAAGAACAAUUAGCAGCAACAAGCCGGAUAAAUAAUAUGUGGGAGGAAGUUCAGAAACAAAAGGAGCUCGAACAAACUCUGCAAAAGAGGUAUGGAGAUCUUGUAGUGAAGUUGGAAAAAAAACAGCACCAAUCCAAAGGCGCAGUACCAAAAAUGCUCUUCUAG